CAUCGACUCGGCACGGCUAGCUUCGCGGUCCGGGUUUCUCUCCGCGCCCUCCCCCCUUACCUACCACCCCCUUUACCCCGACGACACCUACGGUCUGACGGGGACGACAAUCGAGACAAUUCGGCGGUCGCGAGGAAAUUAAGCUGGUUCCGAGUCGCCCAGCUCCGCGUCUCUCUCCUCGCUCCUUCUUCUUCUUCUUCUUUUUUUUUUUGCGUGUCUUCUUCUUCUUGUGUUUGGCGCAUACGUAAUUCUCCUUUUAGCUUCGUCGGCUAACUUGAGCUCGCUGGCAAAGAUAAGGCCCCGGGCGUCGCGUUGUGUGCGUGAGCGGUUCAUUUUGGGAGCGAGGCCCCAGCGGCAUCUCGGCCUUCGGCGCUCGGAUCGGCUACUACCAGCAAGCGGCAGCAACCCGACGGGAGGAUGGCUUUGAAACGGAUUAACAAGGAGCUUCACGACCUAGCUCGCGACCCACCAGCACAGUGCUCCGCGGGUCCCGUUGGCGAUGACAUGUUUCACUGGCAAGCCACAAUCAUGGGCCCUAGUGACAGUCCGUAUCAGGGAGGCGUUUUCUUCUUGACUAUUCAUUUUCCAACAGACUACCCCUUCAAACCACCCAAGGUUGCAUUCACGACGAGAAUCUACCACCCAAAUAUUAACAGUAACGGCAGUAUCUGUCUGGACAUUCUCAGAUCACAGUGGUCUCCAGCACUUACCAUUUCUAAAGUUCUUCUCUCCAUUUGCUCACUGCUAUGUGACCCCAACCCAGACGACCCGCUAGUGCCAGAGAUUGCACGAAUCUACAAAACAGAUACCUCCAAGUACACCAAAAUGGCGAAAGAAUGGACUCAAAAAUAUGCAAUGUGAUGGAGGAAAAAAAUCUGUUGGUUGGGGGGGGUUGCAUUUCUUUGGUUCAGACUGAAAAAAACAUUUUUUUUCACUCAUUUUUUUGUUUAAUCCAGAGCAUUUUACACCCCUCUUCUCAUUUAUUUGUUCUUCUCUCCUUCACUCGUGCACUAAUAAAAUAGGGUUUUCUCUCAGGACACAUGGUGACAGUUUUCCCAGGAAUCUUUUUUUUCUUCUCCAUCGUUGCAAACAUUUUGAGCAUGCACCAUUUAGCCAUCGCACACAAAAUCGGAUUCAUUAAUGACAUUAAUUUGGCAAAAAAAAAAAUACCUGAGGAGAACCAGGCUUCCUGCGACCAGACCGCCGCGUCGUUCCAUUAGCAUAGGAAGCCGUUAGCUGCGGGAAGAAGCGUGUACGUACAGAAGAAGCACUGCAGUCUGGAGAUCAAAAUAUUAAGUACCUCAAUGUUGUAUUUUAUGCAUGUUAAUAAAAAAUAAAAAGUCUUAGGCUACUAUAUUCAAUACACGGAAGAAUUUGGUUGCCCACUCUGAGGCGUUGGAUGACCCCCCCCCCCCCCCCCCCCAACCCUCUUUUUAUCUCUAGAAGCCAGAUAGAUGAGCAUUUGGCCUGCGCCCCACACACACUUCUUGUACCCCCCCACAAAGUAUGUAUAAUGUUACGCUGGCAGUUGAUCAUCAACUUGUGGCUCUGUUUUUAGUUUCCCCUUCAAUAAAGUUCAACCAUAAAAGUG
Molecule: messenger RNA, 1591 nt
Organism: Syngnathoides biaculeatus (alligator pipefish)
Lineage: Eukaryota; Metazoa; Chordata; Actinopteri; Syngnathiformes; Syngnathidae
Product: ubiquitin-conjugating enzyme E2 D3-like
Exons: 7
Coding region: 418-861 (147 amino acids)
Biological process (GO): ubiquitin-dependent protein catabolic process; protein polyubiquitination
Cellular component (GO): nucleus
Molecular function (GO): ubiquitin conjugating enzyme activity
Source: RefSeq, a predicted model, not a curated record